CCUUGGGGUAACUUGGGCCAACUUGGGCCAAAGGGACCGCUGCGGGGGGCGGAGGACGGGGCGCGAAGGCGCUGGCCCUUUAAGGGGGGGACGGAGCGCAUGCGCGGCGCGGGCCGGAGUCGAGCCGGGUGGGCGGCUGGCGGGUAGGGGACGCGGUCGGCGGCAGCAGGGCCCAGGGGCGGCGGGGCUGCAGCAGCGGCGGCCCCAGCUUCGCCGAGCCGCGAUCUGCUGGUGGGCUCCGCGUUGGCGGACUGCUCCCCAGGUACCGGCGCACCGCCCGCUGGCGCGGCUUCGUCACUCGCCUCCAGCUACAUCCGCCGGCCGAGGCUGCGUGAGCCUCCGGGCUUGCUGUCCCCGCCCCGCGGUCCUUCCUCCACCCUCAGCCAGGGCAGCGGCAGCCCAAGCGAACAGCCACGGAGCAUCCUCCGCCCGCCCCGGCCGCGCCACCGCCCAUGCUGCAGCCAGUGCCAGGCAGCGACCCCGCGGCCGGAGCCCGCCGCUCGGUGACCUCAGCCUGGCCCCUGCGAGCCGCCCGAGCUGGUCCCGCUGAGCCGCGGGCCCCGUGCCCUGCGAUGGCUCGGCUGGUGCAGCGCGGCGCCAGGUGCUCGCGGUCCUCCCGCUGAGACGCGGCCGGCUGGGGACCCGCUGGGCCUCGGCGCUCUCAGCCUUCGCCUCCCCGCCGCGCCCGCUCCCUUUCUGGGCACUCCGCCGCUGUUUCUGGGGACGCGGGGACAGGGGGCCCAGACAAAGCCCACUUUGUAAGGGGAGUUGGCCGCGGGCGUGGAAUGUGCGCGUCGGCGCGCGCCCCCUCCCCGCGCCCCGCCAGCUGCAAGUCUUGGCUCCCGGACUUGUCUCGUCGCGUCGGAGAAAUCGUCCCCCAGCGCUGCUCUCCCGCCCGGGGGUCCUGGUUCGGAGCUCGCGCGGCCGGGAGUCGCCUCGGUCUCUCCUGGGGCGCGCGCAGAUGUGAGCGUGCGAGAGUUGUGUAGGGGGUUUUGUUCCCUCCGAAACUGAGACCCAGGGCGCCCAGUGGGCACCGGUGCCUUGACUCUGGCCUUUCUGCAGCCGCUGGUCCGAGCUGUCUGGCCUCAGUUUCCCUUCGACUUUUCUCCGCUCUGCCAGCCCUCACUGCUGCCCGUCAUUGUUCUCGCAGUUAGAUGGGGGUGCUUUGUGACGGCUGCCAAGGUGGGGUGUGUUCUCUUUGUCCCAUUUUGCAAACAGAACAAGGCCUCCAAGGCUGACCCCAGACAACCCACCCCCUCGGACCCCACUUCACCGUAUUGCACUGAUUUUUUUUAUCAAGUAGUAGUUUAUUGUACAGGAGCCACGCCCUGAUUUCUUAAAGGCGCCUUGCACUCUGGCCAUGUGUUAUCUCGGCAGCUGGUGUGUGGGAGGCCUCUUGUGAGCCACCUGUUUUCCCGCCUCCACCACCCCCUCGAGGAUUUAGGGAUGCCAGGGGGGAAGAAGGUGGUUGGGGGUGGCAGCAGUGGUGCCACUCCAACAUCCGCUGUGACCACCGCCCCCUCUGGGGUCAGGCGUUUGGAGACCAGCGAAGGAGCCUCAGCCCAGAGAGAUGAGGAGCCAGAAGAGGAAGGGGAAGAGGACCUGCGAGACGGAGGGGUCCCCUUCUUUGUCAACCGGGGUGGGCUACCUGUGGAUGAGGCCACCUGGGAAAGGAUGUGGAAACACGUGGCCAAGAUCCACCCCGAUGGAGAGAAGGUGGCGCAACGGAUCCGUGGGGCCACAGACCUGCCCAAGAUCCCCAUACCGAGUGUGCCUACGUUCCAGCCGUCUACACCUGUCCCUGAGCGCCUGGAAGCUGUGCAGCGCUACAUCAGGGAGCUGCAGUACAAUCACACAGGGACACAGUUCUUUGAAAUUAAGAAGAGCAGACCUCUGACAGGGCUGAUGGACCUGGCCAAGGAAAUGACCAAAGAGGCCCUGCCAAUCAAAUGCCUGGAAGCCGUGAUCCUGGGAAUCUCCCUCGGGCACAUCGCACUCAAUGGUUCUCACGUCUUGUCCUCACCGCACUCUGAGCCUCUGCAGGGCAGGGCUGUGUGUUUCUCAUCGCUUUACCUCACCAACAGCAUGCCCACCCUGGAGCGCUUCCCCAUCAGCUUCAAGACCUACUUCUCAGGGAACUACUUCCGCCACAUCGUGCUGGGGGUGAACUUCGCGGGCCGCUACGGCGCGCUGGGCAUGAGCCGGCGCGAGGACCUGAUGUACAAGCCGCCCGCCUUCCGCACGCUCAGCGAGCUCGUGCUGGACUUCGAGGCCGCCUACGGUCGCUGCUGGCACGUGCUCAAGAAGGUGAAGCUGGGCCAGAGCGUGUCGCACGACCCGCACAGCGUGGAGCAGAUCGAGUGGAAGCACUCGGUGCUGGACGUGGAGCGCCUGGGCCGCGAUGACUUCCGCAAGGAGCUGGAGCGCCACGCCCGCGACAUGCGGCUCAAGAUUGGCAAAGGGACGGGCCCUCCCUCUCCUACCAAGGACCGGAAGAAGGAUGUUUCUUCUCCGCAGCGGGCCCAGUCCAGCCCCCACCGCAGGAACAGCCGCAGCGAAAGACGGCCCUCUGGUGACAAGAAGCCUUCAGAGCCCAAAGCCAUGCCAGACCUCAAUGGGUACCAGAUCCGGGUCUGAGGCGGAUGCCAGCACCCCAGGCCCCACCCACUCCUAGGGGUCAGGAUCCACCUGCUGGAACCAGCCUCAUGCAUGGGGGAAGGCAGGGCUGGUGACGAGGCAGGGCAAGAGGCUACAGCAAGAGCGUGUUCCAGCUCAGCCCCCCAAGCUGCUCCUGCUCCCACUGAGCCAAGCCCCCUAACUUUGGGCCUAGAGGCCGUUAGUAUUUUAUUUGGAGUUUUUAACUCUACAACUGAAGUUUAAGGUAUUUGGGGAAAAUAGUCCAAAUGGAUCUGCUGAUAGUGGGAAGGCCAGUGCUUAGGAGAUCCAUGUGCCAUGGAGCCAGGUGAGAGAGAUUGCUGGUUCUGCUGGUGCCUCUGCCCCUGGCUUCUCUCUGGGAGUUCAGUGCAUCCUAUCAGUGGGAAAUUUCCCAGCCUUACCAGGCCCGUGGUGGGGGGUGGAGGUGGGAUGGAGAUGUUUCUCCAGUUCUGCCUGCCCUGGCAGAAUCUUGACCCAGGGAAAGGGAAACAGGGUAGGAGUCCUCCUGAGAAAGGUUUGUUCCAUUAACCAGGAGCUUGGCACAGGCCACAUCUGCCCCAAGAGCAUGAGCUCAUGGCCUAGGAGAGCCUUCAGGCCCUGGAGGUCCCCAUGGGCAGUGCUGUGUGGGCAGAGGAGGGGUGAUAGGAGAGCCCAGGGAAGGACCUCUGAGCAGAAAGUUCCCAGGGCCUAACCGAGUCUACUUGCUCAGUCCCAGCUCUGCCUGUUGCUCUAGCCCAUGGGCUCCCUGCAGAGGGUCUGGGCUUGGUGAAGGACCCAGAAUGGCACUGAGGCCAGCAUGGCUGUGGGAGUUGAGCAGACCCUGGGCACCAGUCCAGGAGCUGUGGCUGGGCAUGGGUUGAUGGGGUGGGAUGCUUGGGCCUGGGUCUUUCCCCUGGCAGUGCCAGGAGCCCCUGCUGGGGAAAUCAAGACCAGACUAGGAUGCUUGUGUCCCAGGCCUGCCCUGCAUCCUUUAACAGCCCAUCUUGGCUUGGGGUUGCAAUGAUGGCUGGGCCAGUCACUUGUGGCAGGGCAUCAGGGCCCUGGCAGGGAAGAACCUAGGCACCUGGGGUUGUCCCCAGCCUGCCCGUCAGCAUGAGAUACCUGGUGGGAAAGUGAGAGGAUGCAGAGAGGUUGGCAGAGCCGGGGGUAGGUUCUGGAGGCUUAAGCAACAAGGAGGUGCAGGGAAAGGGUGCAGUGCAGCCACUGAGGAGGGACAGCUGGGAACUGGGGGAUGCAAGUGAGAAAGGGAUGUGGGGGAGAGUUUAGGAUCAGGCUGCUUGAGGAGUAAUGGGUUGCCUACAGCAAAGACUAGAUGGCUGUUUGUCAGGAGGCGUAGAAAGGUAGAAAUGAUUCGGGUUAUGGAAGGGUAAAUGGAUGAGAUGACCAUUAAGGUUUUGUUGUUUUACUGAGAGGCUGUAAGGCCACUAGGGGCAGCUGCCAGUAAGGCUGCAGAAGGGCUGGGGGUCUACAUAAGGAAGAUCAGAACUAGGGUUGUAAACUCAAACGACAACAGGGCCAGCAAAUGGUGAGAAGGAGAGCUGCAGGGCUGCGUGGGGACUAUGGCUACCUGAAGAGGGCACACCCUGUUAAAGGGGCCACAGCUGCUCAGCUGUUCUUACAGUGCCAGCCCCGUGUUGCCAGAUUGUCUGCUUUGUCAGAGGCCAGAAUUCUGACUUUUUAUGUGAAAUAGAAUUUUUAAAUGCUGGUGAUCACUUCCAUAAAAACUUAAAAACCCAAUACUGGCAAAAGAGGAUGCCAGUUUGCAAUCCCUGAAGUAGAGAGAGCUCGUGCUGGGGAGAAGUCCACCAAGAUGCUUUGAGGUGGGGUGUAGGAAAGUCCUGUUCCCCAGAGCUGGGCUGGGCCAGGGGAGGAUCCUUGCAGCUGAGGAGAAGGAAAAGCCACUGAGUCCCCUCCCAGAGCAGGACAAACUAGAGGCCCUUUGGAGUUGCUGGGUCAGCAGCAGGGGUGGUGUGGAGUACAGACGGUGUAGCUCUCGGCCUGCCAGGGAGAUGGAUGGUGCCUUCGAAGCAAAGAAAGAGGAAGGGAAGGCAGAGCCAGGGAUGCCUUUGCUGAUGAGAGUGCCUGUCAGGGAAGGCGCCACAGGCUGGCAGCUCUUCAAACCAGCAGCGCUUGACCCAGAGCCAGAUCCAGCAUGGCCUGGCCAGAGGCAUCCUGGGAGGCUAGCUGGUCAGUCCCUUGCCUCCCCAAGUUCCUCCUGGGGUCACUUGAGCCCUGGGAGGUGCCUAACUUCAGCCAGACUAAUAAUAGGCACAUGGUGACCCCUGACUCACCAUCCCAUCCCAGCUUUCAGGGAGUGGGGGUGGUGUGGUCUCCAUGUUCCCACUAUGCCUAAGAAGAGAUGGCUCACCUUGGGAGGUGCCAGGCUGAAACUAGGUCCUUUCUGAGUCUGGAUGCUGCCGUUAAUGAGCAGGGGCGCGGCCUCAGCCACCUCUGGGAGCUUCCCGGGAAUGACAGGGUUUGAGGGGAGUAGAUAUGAGAACACUCCUGGUUCUGGAGUCUUCGGAGGUUCCAACUUGCAGGAUCCUUUCCCAGAGCCCUCCAUGGAGAACACAGCAAAAUGAAGCUCUUACCUGCUUGCUGUCUGCAGGGGAGGGAGCCGAGCCCCAGCUGAUAAUCCCCCAGCACUCACCCUUCCUGAGCUGAGACUUGGGGCUGUGGAGACCAGCACAGGACAUAGUGGUGCUUUUUAAAUUUAUUUUUAACUGUUUCUCAUAUGUAGCAACCCCUCCUCCCCUCCUGGGCGUGUUUACACAGGCUCUGCUCCGGGGGCUGGCCUGGCUGUGAGGUUUCUGGGGAGGCAGAGAGGCAGGGACUUUGGGGCCUUAGUCACCAUCCAUGGUAUCACCUCAUCUCACUUCCUGUGAGGGACGGGGCCUGGCUGAUGGGACCCCAGCUCCCACCAGUUCAGGACUGCCUUCCAGCUCCUUUGCCCCUGGAGGUGGGGGCUGCUGGCUGAGGAGGGGUCAAGGUGAGUUCCAAGAAAGCUACCUGGGGAAAAUGGACCAGGAUUGGGGGCGGUGAUUGCAAAGUCUCCCCAAAGCCUGGCUCCUUGUGCUGAGUGCCAGGGGCAGAACACUGGGGAGCCAGGUAUAGAGAGCCUUCCUGUCGUUAACUGCCAGUCCUCUCCCUCCAAGGCCUCCGCACAUUCUCAUGCUCCCCUCACCCAUCAUGCCAGCCACCCCUAUCCCUCUUCUGGCAGGGCCAAGUUGGGGACAGCAGCAGCCCUCUGGCCUUGGGAUGUGAUGACAAAGCAAGCCUAGGGCCAGGGUUUGGGGAGCAGAGAGAGCUGAGAAGUUGACCACGUGCGAUUUCCAGCCCUUCCCGCUGGGACUUGACUUCCCAGGUCAAGGAGUUGGUCUCAUUCUGGCUGGUGGAGUGCCCAGAGGCCUGUGUGAAUGUGUGCACCUGCUUUUCCUGCCUGAAAUGUUUUCUGGCUCAGCGGCAGCAGCAUCUGCACGCCCACUGUCUGCCCUGUGUCCCUGGGCUCACUCCAAGUGCAGGGACAUGAGUGCCGGGCCCAACGUGAUGAUGGUGUGAAGGGCAGGAAACAGUCCUCUGAAGAAGUGGGAGGUGGGCAGUCUGCCCCCCCAGGUACCAUCGCCUCCUGCCAGCUUCCCCAGACCAGGCAGGGCUGCCAUGGUGCUAGCUGCAAGUCCAUCAGUAUUGACCGUCUGGCUCCAUCUUGGUGCUCCAGAGUCCCAAGUUUCCCUUUUUCAUCACAUCUGACAAGAGAGAAGAAACGUGGGUGUGCUUGGCCCACAGGGCCUGGUGGUGAUGGACCUCCCCUCCCUCAAGCUCUGGAUGGCUGCAGUGUUGCACUAGACUUUGCUCAGGCCCUUCUCAUCUUAGUAUUGCCCCUUCCUUUCACUUUCACACUUCGCUCAUUCCUGUUGUCACUUUCCCCUGAAACGAAUAAAAUCUCCCCAGCUCCUGCUGUGUGGGCUGGGCAGAAACCACAAC
This is a messenger RNA of Rhinopithecus roxellana (golden snub-nosed monkey), 6636 nucleotides long. It is a transcript of the gene VASH1, whose product is annotated as vasohibin 1. The coding region runs from base 1447 to 2637 and encodes 396 amino acids. Gene Ontology annotation, biological process: regulation of angiogenesis. Gene Ontology annotation, cellular component: cytoplasm. Lineage: Eukaryota; Metazoa; Chordata; Mammalia; Primates; Cercopithecidae. The transcript is spliced from 8 exons. The record is from RefSeq and is a predicted model, not a curated record.